AGAGCGACGCUGUGGGAGCCUUCGUUCUGCAGCAAUAUACUCUUGAGCGUCCUGGCUUUUCAGCCGUCGCUUGUAAAAUUCAGUUAAUUUGAUUGGAUAAUACGAUUCAAAAGACUUGUAAUAUAAGCGAGUCAGUCGUCUUCCGUUGAUAAACGUGACUGCACAAAAAAUAAACGAAACCCACAAGGCAUAGGCAUAGCAUGAACUGAAGGUAUUCAGAUUCAGUGAUGUGGUGCCGAUGGACGACGUUAGGACCCCAGUGAGAGCAGGAGCAGCAGCGCUUUAUGGACAAGUGCUCGUCAAUGAGAAGUGGAGGGGGUCUGCAAUAGCUCAGGGGUUUCAGGGAAAGAUCAAACCGAUAUUUGAAGAUGGGCUGGGAUUGGUGGACUUCCACUUAUCUAAUCAAACCUGUGUGCUGUAUAUUUCUGAAACAGACAUGGUGGUUGGAAACAGCUACAAGAGGAAACUUGUUCGAUUUCGAAAAGCUACCAGCCUUCGUGGGAUCGUACUUGUGGAAAAGACCAGGAUCAGCGAACAGUAUUUUCAGUCUGUCCAGAAAUUUGUGGUGUUGGAAUUAGGAAUGACAUUACUCCCUGUUGCCAGCCAGACUGAAGCCUCUCAGCUUCUUAUCCAGCUAGUUCAUGAAGAGAGUAAAGAACAUGGUCACAACCCCUUCCGUCGGAAAAGUCGCUCUAAUUUGGCCGAGCCGGCUGUCCUGGCCAUGGUUCAGCAGAUCCCUGGGGUUGGGAAAGUAAAAGCUUUGGCCCUGCUACAGCAGUUUCCCAGCAUUCACCAGCUGAGCAACGCCACUACUGAAGAACUUGAGGUUGUCGUGGGACGGACGAUAGCACAGCAAAUUAGAACUUUCUUCAUACAGACUUAACCAGCCUGCAAGAAUAAUAUGAGAUUUGCGUUUCCCACAGCACAGUUUCACCACACCAAGCAGGUCAGACAUUGUAGAAGAUACUUGCAAAUUUUAGCUCUACGUUUAUUUGUGUUUUAAAUGCUAUUGCAGAUGCUUUUAGUUCUCACUCAUUCAGAGGCAUAUGCUGGGAUUGGAGAAGAAAGUGGAACUACCUGCUUUACCACUAUGAAUAGGAUGGGCAGUCAUGGUAGAACUGAUACGAUGUGGUAGUGAGUAUCCAAGGCAACUAGACGUCUUUAAUUCCUUUCGGAGUGGAAAUCUACAGCAAAAUCCAGAAUGGCCUGAGUUGGCCAUCAUAAUGGACUUGUAACAGGAACCAUUAUGAAGUGCAUGUCAUAUGCAUAACAAAUACAUUGUUUAUGUUACACCGCUCAUUUACUCAUUUAAAGAAUGUGUUUAAUUUAAGUUGUCUCCUUUUUUUUUGUAACAAGAAAACCAAGUGGCCUUUUUAAUAAUGCAGCAACCUUUGAUAGCAAGAGGGGUGAACUGACUUAUGAUACUACUGUACAAAGAAACAGAGCUAUAAAAUCAGAAGUGGCUUUGGCUGUGUCUUUAAUUAAAAUUAAGCUUGCCCUCACAAAA
Acipenser ruthenus (sterlet) is the source of this 1507-nucleotide messenger RNA. It is a transcript of the gene faap24, whose product is annotated as FA core complex associated protein 24. Bases 239 to 883 code for a protein of 214 amino acids. Lineage: Eukaryota; Metazoa; Chordata; Actinopteri; Acipenseriformes; Acipenseridae. Gene Ontology annotation, biological process: interstrand cross-link repair. Gene Ontology annotation, cellular component: Fanconi anaemia nuclear complex. The record is from RefSeq and is a predicted model, not a curated record. The transcript is spliced from 5 exons. Gene Ontology annotation, molecular function: chromatin binding.